Candidozyma duobushaemuli is the source of this 4530-nucleotide messenger RNA. RefSeq names its product anaphase promoting complex subunit 1 (gene APC1). Lineage: Eukaryota; Fungi; Ascomycota; Pichiomycetes; Serinales; Metschnikowiaceae. Bases 1 to 4530 code for a protein of 1509 amino acids. Gene Ontology annotation, biological process: metaphase/anaphase transition of mitotic cell cycle; anaphase-promoting complex-dependent catabolic process; protein K11-linked ubiquitination. Gene Ontology annotation, cellular component: anaphase-promoting complex. The record is from RefSeq and is a predicted model, not a curated record. The transcript has 3 exons. Gene Ontology annotation, molecular function: molecular adaptor activity.
AUGCUCCUGCCAGCUCUAGACGUGGAGCUGUAUGUUGGUUUCAGGCCCUAUGAAUUGACAAAAGACCGCGUGGAACUCUAUUCGAAUCAGCGACGCCUUUUGAUCUCGAAGAAGCAGGUAACAGUGAUCCAUGGUAUUGUGCUAUCAAAAAAGCUUGUAUACGAAGAGGAUGUCAUAGCUGCUGCCUAUACAACAUUUCGAGCGAAUCGCCAGAAAUCAGAGUCGACAAGUUCGUUAGAUGAUGUGGAGGCUUUAGCAGUUUGUCUAUCCAAGGCGGCAUAUAUAUACUACCCUGGAGGACAAUACUACGUGGUGAGUUUCCCUUUCACAUUGAAAAGAGCUUUUCCGUUUGAAUCGGGUCUUAUCCUAGAAAGAGAGCAGGAUUCGCUUUCGAAAUUGCCCACAUCCAGUCAGUACCAUGGGUACCGCUUCUUCACGCUUGUGGACCCAAUUGGCGACUUCCGUGUGGUCACAACAUCAUCGACAUCUGUUGUGACUUCCCAGGAGAAUUUGGUCUACUUUCCCAAACUAGGCAUCAAUAAAACGAGCAUGAGGAAGCGCAAAAAUCAUGCUCUUUCUACGCCUAACCCUUCCAAGAAGUUGGAGGACGACAUCUUGCAUGAAUUUAAUCACCCUUUCUCGGGUUCGACAUCACAGAACAUGGAAAAGAAGCGCACAAGCACUCUUCUAUCCGGUGUGUCUUCAAUUGGCCGUAUGGGCUCAGAAUCGGGAUUCUCCGAAAGCGGGAAAGUUACCAACAAUGUGGAGUUCUCCGGUCUUCGAAAGGAUAUGAUUCUCACGAAAGCUGAUUCAAUCACUGUAUCGGCCAAGAAAGAUCAUAUUACAACCACGGGCCUCUAUUAUCAGGAUGAAGAGGCUAUCGUCAUCUCCAACAAAGUGUCCAAGGAGACUCAAAUUCUCAUAUACAAGCUGCAAAGUGGCUACAUAUCCCAGCAUGAGUCUUCAGUCACUCUUAAUUGUCUUCAUGCUAUCCCUCUUGAGCACAGCAGAUUCCCAGGCUGGCUUCUUGUCCUCAAAGAUGAACUGUCGCUUCAAUUGGUUCACCCCUUCUUGGAUAUUACUGCACCUGUCGUUGACCUUUCGUCCAGUUACCCAGCGAUGUCUCGGAUAAGUAGCUCGAACGACAACAUCGUCGUACUCGUUGCAAAUAACGAGGAGACACAUACUGUAAGAUUGGUUCUCGAGCCGUCUAAUCAUUUUGUGGCCACCUGUCUCAAAAUAUGGAGAUAUCUUUCUGGUUCAAAAAUUAACGAGCACGUCUGGGUGUUCUGGCGCUCAGCUUUGACGCUUGAUGAUCAACUGGAUGAAUGGAACGCUUACGUGAUCAUGAUCCUCUCGUUGGUCUACCCCUUCGAUAGUGGCGAGAUUGAGGUCAGCAGCAAUCCAAUAACGGACCUUCUUCCUUUGGCGAAGAAGCAUCAUGAAUACUUCGAUUUUGAUUACUCAUUGCAGGAGCUUCUAUCCUACAUUGUGGUUGCACUUCACUUAAUUUAUGAAGAAUUGAAGCUUGACACACUUGCGAAGCGAAAUCUUGAAAAAUUGGGAUUACUUCUUACACAACUCACAACGUGGAUGGGAUGGCUGGACCAGUGGACAACAUUUUACAUGGUGGAUUCCAGUAUGAUUGAUAGGACUACAAAGCUUUUACUGACGGUUCUCCUCUACAAUCCUCCAAACUUAUUUGAGAGCCUCGCGUCAAUAUUCGACAGCAAGCGUUCUCGGUAUCCUAAAUUCUCACAGUUGGUGGAAGAGGGUGACAGUAUUAAUAUGACCAUGACCCCAAGAACACACAUAGUUCUUCGCAUUUUUGAGCUAAUGGUCUCUCAUGAACCAGCUAGAGCAGUUAUAAAAGCCUUAUCUGGCUUUGGUAUCACACCAAAUGACUUGGAAUCUUACCCUCUCGGAAUAAGCAUACCUAUCAAAGAGUGCCUCCUUCAAUGUCAGCAAGACCCUGACCUAUCCUGGGGUAGUGACAUUCUCAGACUUAUUGGUAGAAGUGAUUUGACGGUGACAUUGGAAGACCAAGACGAACUCAUUCACAGCAACGGUAACGGCCCAUUGAGCGUCAAAAACCUCAAAUCCAAUGAAAUCAAGAGCUCAGAGGCUAUUGUAUCUGAGAUUUUGGAACCGUCGAAAAGGAAGGUAGACCAUUCUCAAUCCGGAUCGGAAAGAUCACAGAUCACAGAUUUGAUUUUCGACCAGGAUAGAAGAUUCUAUGAGAUCCUUAACCUUCUCAAUCAGACUAAGGUGCAGAGUACAACUUUGGUUGUGGAUGAGAAUCAAAACGAAUACGAUUCAACGCUUCUUAAAAGAGAAGUUGCGUCAUUGGUGGCUCUUCGUACAUUGACACUUCCGCUAGGCAGAGCAGCCCUUAACUACGAGGAGUGUAAGCCAAUGUUUACCGAAAAGUUUCCAAUUCCUGAUCUUAACUUGAGUACGAUAAUAGCCCCUUCAAUGUCCACCAUUGUGCUCAAUAAAGAUCUGAUAUUUCAUAAACUCUAUGAUUGGGGCUCGUUUCAUAAUGGUGCUUCGUCAGGUCUCAGUAUCAGCCGGAAGUGUGAAGGCAUUACCGGAAGUUGGGCCUUUUACAACAAGCCGUCCGAAAACUUUGCGCAACACGCUGGUUUUCUACUUGGGCUUGGAUUAAAUGGUCAUUUAAAGAAGUUGGAGGAAUGGCAUAUCUAUAACUAUCUUGGUCCAAAGCAUCCGCUCACCAGUAUAGGUCUCUUAAUUGGUAUGGCUGCAAGUUUGAAGGGGUCUAUGGAUAACAAACUCACCAAAGUUUUGUCGGUGCAUGCCGUGGCUCUCUUACCUCAGGGCGCCAAUGACUUGAAUGUUCCCAUCACCGUUCAGUCUGCUGGUUUGAUUGGUAUCGGUCUUUUAUACCUCGAGACACAACAUAGAAGAAUGAGUGAUAUCUUAUUGUCACAAGUGAGCGGAGCAGUGUCUCAUAUUGAACACGAUGAGGAGUUCGAAGGGUACAUGCUUGCGGCAGGAUUGGCUUUGGGUUUUAUCAACUUGGGCAAAGGUGACACCUUGAGAGGUGUCAACGAUACACACGUGGUGGACAAGCUUCUUUCGCUCUCCACAUCUAUGAGAGACUCUCAGUCAGAGCUUGAGCUGGAUAAAUCUGGAUCCGCUGCUAUCAUGGCGUUGGCUUUUAUGUACUUGCGAACAGAGAAUCAGAUCAUAGCCAGGAAGCUUGAAGUACCCGAUUCAGAACACCUUCUUGACUACGUGCGGCCAGAUUUGCUUCUAUUGAGAACAGUUGCAAAGAAUGUGAUUUUAUGGGACCAGAUAAGGGCCACCACGCAAUGGGUUUUAAGAGUGAGGCAUAAUUUCAACAACAUUGAAAGUCUAGACAGCGACCAGGUUGGCUAUUUCAACGUUUUGGCAGGUGCCUGCUUGGCUAUGACUUUGAAGUACGCCUCAUCCCAAAACUUGAGUGCCAGGACAACCCUACUUGACUACCUCGAUAAGUUCAUGGUCAUCACAGAAACUGCAGCAGUAAAUUACGACGAGCAAGUUGCUCUCAAUUGUGCCAGUCAGAUCCAGAAUGUUCUUGCGCUUGCAGUAGCUGUGGUGAUGGCUGGGAGUGGAGACUUAGAGGUUUUUCGUCGGUUGAGAGUGCUUCAUGGCCGAAUCAGUAAGACACAUCAGUACGGGAACCAUAUGGCCGUAAAUAUGGCCCUUGGGCUCUUGUUCAUGGGAGGCGGCCAAUACGCUUUUGCAGACUCUAAUUUUGCCGUGGCGACUUUGUUCACAGCGCUCUACCCAAUCUUCCCUGCCGAAUCGAACGAGUUUGAGGUACAUCUUCAGGCGUUGCGCCAUUUCUGGGCAUUAUCUGUGGAGCCCAAGUGUCUCAUUAUCCGAGAUGUUGCGGACGGACGGCCGGUCAAACUUCCAGUUACCAUCGUUAUGAAGGAUGGAUCUAAAAGAGAGAGCACAGCACCACAGCUUCUUCCACGCAUUGAGCACAUUGCGUCAAUUGAGGUUAAAGCGCCGGAAUAUUUCAACGUGAAGAUGGACUUUCUGGUGUCUUCGGAGUACAUGGACCAAUUUCGAGAGUCUCUCACGCUCUUCGUCUACAAGAAGUGCAAUUACGAGCUUCUCAAAACCACCGUCACCACUCUCCUCAAGAACGAAAGCAAGGCUUUGCAGAUAGCAAAUAAAGAGGUGGCCGUGAACAAGGAGCUUGCGAGUCUCCUUGACGUCCAGCUUCUAAGCCCACUUACCCAGUUUGAGAAACAAAUCUACCUUUACGAAAGCGGCGUGGAGCACCUGAGCGACCCGAACAAAUCGGGACUCAGCAUGUUCAACAUGAUCGCCAACAAGAUUGACCUUCAUCUCAUGGCGACCCAGCCACGCGACGUUCAAGAUCUCCUCAGUCUUAAGCUACUUUUCGCCUACACUGAUCAUGUGCUAGACGACGACAUGCAUUUUGUCAGUCUACAGUUUGUCGAGCAGCUUAAGCAGCAGCUCUGGGACGUCCUGGCCGCGGACGCAUAA